Lodderomyces elongisporus is the source of this 483-nucleotide messenger RNA. RefSeq names its product ADP-ribose 1''-phosphate phosphatase (gene POA1). The transcript has a single exon. The record is from RefSeq and is a predicted model, not a curated record. The coding region runs from base 1 to 483 and encodes 160 amino acids. Gene Ontology annotation, biological process: peptidyl-glutamate ADP-deribosylation. NCBI's taxonomy places the organism in Eukaryota, Fungi, Ascomycota, Pichiomycetes, Serinales, Debaryomycetaceae.
AUGACGGUCAAAUAUAUUAGAGGAGAUCUUUUCACUCAUAGCGCUCCAACAGGGAAAUCCAUUGUCUUAGCGCAUGCAUGUAAUACCGGUGGAAGUUGGGGUGGAGGAAUUGCAGCUGUUUUUGCAAGAAAGUACCCCAAAGCAAACAGACAGUAUAGCGAGUAUUGCCAUAAGAAUAGCCAUUUACUAGGCACAUCGCUCUUGCUCAAAGCCGAUGACUACGACAAAAGCAAAGCAUAUAUUGCGUGUCUAUUCACAAGUGACUUUAACCAAUCACCAGAGCAAAUAGUAAAAUACACGGAUCAAUCGUUGCAGGAAUUAGCAAAGCAGUUGAAAUCGUUGCCCAUUGAGACACAGAAUGGUAAUCAAGUAGUCAACAUGCCCAAAAUCAAUUCAGGUAUAUUUGGUGUUCCUUGGGAAAACACAGAAGCGGUCCUUGAUAAACUUGACAGUUUAGACUUUAAUGUAUACGUUAUUGAUUAG